Messenger RNA from Scatophagus argus, 3024 nucleotides. It is a transcript of the gene cdc42se2, whose product is annotated as CDC42 small effector 2. The record is from RefSeq and is a predicted model, not a curated record. Gene Ontology annotation, biological process: regulation of Rho protein signal transduction. Gene Ontology annotation, molecular function: small GTPase binding. The transcript has 5 exons. Gene Ontology annotation, cellular component: plasma membrane. Bases 326 to 556 code for a protein of 76 amino acids. Lineage: Eukaryota; Metazoa; Chordata; Actinopteri; Scatophagidae.
GUGGGUCAACACGGAAGCAGUCACACGCUAUAUCGGAAGUUGUGAGACGUAAUCAGCGAGCUGAGUUCCUGGUUUUUUUGCAUUCUUGUAUCGUUCAGUCGGACGUUCGCUUUUACUCCGGUAAACGGGCCGCCAUCUGUAGUGUGCUGCCGUGUGUUAGGAGAACAGUUCUCCAGUGGUUUACCAGGGAUAAACCAGAGGUUGGUGUUUGUCAUCAGUUUCCGGCGUGUGUUUGUGGCUCUGGUGACGCUGAGCAGGAAGACAGACAGAGAGAGACGUCUGCACUGAGAGAGGAAACUGCUGUGGCUUCUUCAUCAGCCUCAGAAUGACUGAGUUCUGGGUGUGUUUCAGCUGCUGCAUUGCAGAGCAGCCACAGCCUAAACGGCGGCGGCGAAUCGAUCGCUCCAUGAUUGGGGAGCCAACAAACUUUGUUCACACCACACAUGUAGGCUCGGGGGACAUGGGCCUGGGAUUGGCAUCAGUGGACCUUGUUCAGGCCCAGAUGAAGUCUAAAGGGGGCUAUGCGCAUGGAGGGUCUGAAGGUUCCCAGUUGUAACAAGCCCUACACAGUCUUAUGGAAACUACUGUUGUUGAUAUGAGAAAGCAUUUUCAAAAAGCAGUUCUGUCUGUAAUGGACAUAGGACCAAAAGAUGAAACUACUGCUUUUCCAUAAUGUAUAUAUUUUUUAUUUUCCAUUCCUUUUUUUUAAUGAAAGCACUGCUAUCCAUUUGCUGCCAUACUGUUGCACUGUAAAGAGUAACUGUUAAGAGUAGAUAAGAGGGUUUAGAAAGCUCAUAAUCUCAGUCAGAUGUAUGCUUGUGUGUAUGCAUGAGGAAAAUAGUUUCAAAAAUAUUUGCUGUUGUAGCCCAUUUGGAUGCCUGUAUUUAUUAUCUGAUUUGUUAACGGACCUCAUGGUGGCUGGGCCACGCUGGAGAUUUGGAACAUUCAGUUUCCUACUUUAUUCUCAGAGGUUUAUCAAAGGACAGGUAGUGGUAGCAAGGCAAAAAACCCAACAUGUUCAUUGUUUUAUUCUGAGAUAUACUCAUGAUUCUCUGAGUUGCUUUCAGGGUUGAAGAUUGCUGUCUUGUAAUAAACUUGAAAUGAGUAGAGUACACUGGAUCAUACAUUGUACACUCACACUUGCUUAGGAAUUUCGCAUUGAUUUCAACUGUUUUUUUUUAUACUCAUUUAGAUUGAACCAUAUAGAAUUUUAAUAAACUAUGAACUUCUAAUCUGCCUUCUGAAGUCAUCUUCAUUUUUUUUUUGUUUUAUUAGUGUUGUUUGGCAGCUUGAUGCUGCAAAUUCUGAGCUUAAUGCUUUCAAGAAGAUUCAUGUUUUUUUUACUCUUUUGGGGCUGUAAAAACUGCAGACAGACCAAGAAUUAAAUCUGGAAGUAACCAAAUCGCCUGCGUUACCAAUGUGGGUCAGAUUUGAUGUAGUUAGCAGUAUUCCUUAAGCCUGUAGUUUGUCAUGACCAUCAUAUCUUUUUUUGGUUUGUUGUAACCUCUGUUCCUUUUUCACAGCAAAGUUUCUGCAACACAGUCUUGUCAUGACUUCUUAGAAUAUCUCUCUUGACAGAAAAUAGUUUUUCAGUUCUUUUUCCUGUCUGAUACACCCACAAUUUGAAAUGAUUCUACCCCUGUUCGGGUCUUAGUUAUUUUGAAUGCUCGACCUCUUAAAUCUGAAAGAUGCUACUACGUAGCUUACAAGCUAGACUGACCCACCUUUGUAGCUGUAUUGAUGAUGUGGUUGCUUCAGUAUUAAACUAUGUUUCCAUGUGAUGUUUAACAUUAUGUUGUCAGAAACAAAAUUACAAAAGGUAUUAAACCCCCUUGUGACCCACUAUGGAUAUUAGAUAUUCCCAGUUUGUCUGUGCAAAAGUUAACCCUUGCUUUUCAAGGCAAACUCGUUUUCCUCACAGAAAAGUACGUACAACUCUUAUUGCCUGAUCAUGCUGUUCGUUGGUUGUGUUAGUGAUCAGCGUGAGUUAAAUGUUUUUCUUUUUAUUGACUAUCUUGUAUGUUUUCGUCCCUUGAUAUUGUCACAUAUAUUCUGAAUUUCUGGUCCAGGCCCCAUUAAAAUUACCCUCGCAGAUAGUGACCGAGCAGCUGCAGUAUGAAUAUGUGAUCCCUCCUGCUUGGGGUCUGUAGUGUUCAUCAUGUAACCACUGCUCAUCACUUCUAACACUGAUUGUAAAUCGAAAGGUCAAAGGUGCCAAGCAAACCAGCAGACCUGAAUCUGUUAACUCAUGUAAUUAUUUGUCUUCCAUGUACAUCGUAUAAUUUACUAUUCCAACAACGGAAUGUGGUGGUUGUAUGAUAAAGUCAAGCAAAAGUCUGUGUAAAUUGGUGUUAAAUGAGUGCUUAUUGUCAUACUGUUUAUGAUUCGAGAAUGAAAUAAUUGGUGUGUGUACCAGGCACAGUAACAUACCUAAUAGAUUGUCACAUUUGAAAUAUUUUCUUAUUUACAGCCUUAAAAACUGGUAGCCACCUUCUCAACAUUCACUGACAGAUUUGAUAAUGUGAUUCAUCAUGCUAAAAUAUUGUAUUUCAUCUGCUCUUUCAGUGUCCCUGUAUUAAUCCAUGUGUAAAGAGAUCCGCAUUUGUGUAGGUUUCUUUAUGUUUUUCCAGCUCUGGGCAAAAUGCUGUAGUAUGUGCAGACAACCUGGGAUUGCAGUAUACUAUGUGACCAGCAGGCUGUGCUAGUUGACUGGUUGAAUGUGACUUAAAAAUUGUUUCCUUUUUGGAUUCUUGUCAUAGGACUUAUUUUGUGAUGAUAUUGUAAAUACGUAACAUAAAAGUAAUGGAUCCAUGGUUUAUAUGUAUUGAGGGUCAUGCAUAUUUUUCAUCACUUUUAUGUGUAACAAUAAUGGGAAAUCAGAGCAGAGGCAUUUUUUUCUGUUUGUUUUUCCUCAGGAACUGCCUGAUAUGUAGUUCCCACUUUAAGGGAAAUUCAUCUGUCUUUUUUCUGCAUUUUUCAGAAUAAAAAAUGAGAAAUAAAUGUUCAUUGUUGAUGUUUGACCAA